Anthostomella pinea is the source of this 825-nucleotide messenger RNA. Lineage: Eukaryota; Fungi; Ascomycota; Sordariomycetes; Xylariales; Xylariaceae. The record is from the annotation of a GenBank genome assembly.
AUGCUCGGCCCCUAUCUCUGGCUUUUGUUUCGAGACCCGAAGUGGUUCACUGACUGCGACACUGUGAACACCUUUCUCGGCAAGCGGGUGGACGAGGUACUGGCUCGCUUAGAGAAGAGCCAAACGACGAAAUCUGAGAAACCAGAAGGACACCAGCAACUCCUCCUGAUCGACGAGAUGGCUAAAGUGACCCAGGACCGACUCACGCUGCGCUUCCAGAUGAACAACAUCUUCACGCCGGCGCACGACGGCGCGGCCAUCACGCUCAGCAACGCCUUCUUCCACCUCUCCCGGAAGCCGGCCGCGUGGGCGAAGCUCCAGGCGGAAGUGCUGCCGACCAGCGACGCGCCCAUCACGUACAAGCUGCUGAAGAAAUACCAGUACCUCAAGAACGUGAUCCGUGAGACGCACCGCGUGACGCCCAUCUCGACCAUGAUCAUACGCCAGUGCGUCAAGGAAGUCGUGCUCCCGACCGGCGGCGGCACGGACGGCAGCAGCCCGCUCUACAUGCGGGAGGGAGACGUGAUCGAGAUGAAUCUCAGGAACACGUUUCGGGACAAGACCUUCUGGGGCGAUGACGCCGACGAGUUCCGGCCGGAGAGGUGGGAUGAUCUGAGACCCAUGUGGGAGUACACGCCGUUUGGCGGAGGACCGCGUAUCUGCCCCGGGUUUCGCCUUACUUUUGCUGAGGUGGCGUAUACGAUGGUGUUCAUCCUGAGAGAGUUUGGAGGACUGGAAAGUAGGGAUGAUAGGCCCUGGACGGAGGAGACGAGGAGCACUUUCCUGAAUUUGCAUGGGACCAAGGUUGCGCUGUUUCCUGCUUGA